ACAAACAAAUGUCGCCAGCAACAAGGACACGGAACAGAGAGACAACGCGAGGAAAGCUAGGACACGCAUGCCAUUCGUGCCGUUUGCUCAAGACCAAAUGUUUCAACGAUGGAUCGAUAAACACCCCCUGCGACAGAUGUACGGAGCAGUCAUUGCGCUGCGAUUACUCGAGACGGAAGCGUGGGCGCAAGUCCAAAGCAGAACUUGCACAGAGGGCCGAGGAGUCGGCUGAGGAGGACAUUCGGUCUUCUCCGACCAGAUCACUGGACAGCGACACCCUCGGUGUGCUGAGCGCCGGCACAUUGCCUCAGCGCUGGGUCCCAUCACACCACGAAGGAGGGGAGGUACCUGACUCACUGCCGGUCGGCUCGGCACUCGCCAUACCCGCCCACGACAUAUCUGGCCAUGUCGGCACUGAGCUGGAGACACCCUCCCUGUCCGUCUCAACCCCGGUACAUCGGCGUCACAUGUCCGCGGGAAUCGCCGACCACGAUCAUCCCACUGAUGGGUCGGCAUCGGUGGACAUCUCAGACCGACUCAACCCUCCAGAGUUUAGACUGGCUAAUCAGGCCCGGGAUGAUGCGCCGCCAUACCAGCGUGACUGGCGACGGUUAACGCGGACUUCAAGUGAACGGUACCCGACCCCAUCGCCGCGGCCGUUUGAUGACCCAGUCACACUUGGGUUGAGCAGCGAGGCUCAGGCGAUUCACAUGAUUGAGCUCUUUUACGACCAGUUAAAUCCUCAAAUUGCCGUGUUGGAUCGUGGCUACCACACGUUUGAUCAUAUCAGGCAAAAAUCGCCCAUCCUGCUGUCGUCGAUGCUGGCCGCGGUUGCCAAGUUCUUCGCCUUUGAACUCUACCAACCAAUGCUCAACCAUGCUCUAACCCUCUUGAACCACAAAGGGAUGAACGGCGACGGCACCUACGACAUCUACGACAUCCAGGCGAUCCUCAUCCAAGUGUAUUACAAGCACCCAUCAGAUCGCACCGUUUGGAUCCGGAUCGGCAUGGCACUCCGUAUCGCCCAGCAGCUUCGUCUCAAUGAAAGUUACCGACGUCCGCUGCCCGCUGAUCCGAUCGAAAAGCGCCAACAGCUGAACCGUGAACGAACAUGGCUAUUACUUGUUUGCUUUGAUCGAACCUACUCCUACACUUUUGACUUCCCGUUGACGGUGAAGGUUCAUGAGAUCAUUGACAUCGCCAGCGGCUACCGCAAGCAUCUGUGGAGAUGGUUCGAUGCUCCUGACUACGUUGCUUCGGUUCUCACCCCAAGGGAACAACGGAUCCUCAGAGCCGAUCCGUUGAACCAGCUGCUCGCGAUCAAGGAGUUGGAGCUUCAACUGUCGCAUUGGGAGAAUCAGACCGACCUCGUCGAGUGGAUGUCACUUGCUGACCAGGUGGUCCAGCAGCUUGAGCGCACCACUGAGGACCGUGGGUUCCUCUAUCUUCAGGACACCGCGUCAGUGGCAAUGUCGGCGUUGGCGCUCAACCUCUUCAAGACAGAGUUCCUCGGAGGGGCCAAUGCUCUCAUCCCGGAGGAUCUGGACAUCGAGAAUGAGUAUUGGUCAACAAUGUUCUCCACGACAUCCGAGUACCCCCAAAUACUGGCCCAGCUACAGUCUCUCACAGCGCCAUUGUCAGGCUGAUACUGUAUGGGAUGUCAAACUCGCGCCCUUU
Vanrija pseudolonga is the source of this 1677-nucleotide messenger RNA. Its product is annotated as Protein priB. Gene Ontology annotation, cellular component: nucleus. The record is from RefSeq and is a predicted model, not a curated record. The transcript is spliced from 16 exons. Lineage: Eukaryota; Fungi; Basidiomycota; Tremellomycetes; Trichosporonales; Trichosporonaceae. Gene Ontology annotation, biological process: regulation of DNA-templated transcription; DNA-templated transcription. Bases 9 to 1646 code for a protein of 545 amino acids. Gene Ontology annotation, molecular function: DNA-binding transcription factor activity, RNA polymerase II-specific; transcription cis-regulatory region binding; zinc ion binding.